Sporothrix brasiliensis 5110 is the source of this 828-nucleotide messenger RNA. RefSeq names its product 2,5-diamino-6-(ribosylamino)-pyrimidinone 5'-phosphate reductase. Bases 1 to 828 code for a protein of 275 amino acids. NCBI's taxonomy places the organism in Eukaryota, Fungi, Ascomycota, Sordariomycetes, Ophiostomatales, Ophiostomataceae. The transcript has a single exon. Gene Ontology annotation, molecular function: 5-amino-6-(5-phosphoribosylamino)uracil reductase activity. The record is from RefSeq and is a predicted model, not a curated record. Gene Ontology annotation, biological process: riboflavin biosynthetic process.
AUGGCAGAGCUGCUUCACUUUCCCGCAGAGGAUGGGGCCAAACUGGAGUCCUAUCUCCCGCCUCGCCAAUCUGCCGUCUCGUCACCAGUGGACCGUUCACGUCCAUUUGUCACACUGACUUUUGCCACGUCGCUCGACUCGUCCCUGGCACUCGCGCCCGGAGUGCGUACCGCGCUGUCUGGGCCCCAGUCCAAGGCCAUGACACAUUAUCUGCGAAGCCGCCAUGACGCAAUUCUCGUUGGCGUGGGCACCGCCGUGGCCGACGACCCCGGUCUCAACUGCCGCAUUGCCGAUCACGACACGGGGGCCACUGUCUCGCCCCAUCAGCCACGGCCGAUUGUCAUUGAUCCCCACGACCGCUGGCCGCUUACGCACGAUAGCCGGGUGCUGGCCACGCAGCGUCGCGGCCUCGGACUGGCUCCCUUUAUCGUGACGGCUGUCCGAAAACCAGACGUUAUCAAGAGCGCUCUUCUCGAAGCCCACGGUGGCAAGUACAUUGUUCUUGGAACCGAGGGCGACGAGGAGAGCUCACCCCGUUUCCGCUGGGGCGAUGUGCUUGCCAGCAUCGCCAGCAACGGCCUUGAUAGCGUCAUGAUCGAAGGUGGAGGGAGCAUCAUCAACGACCUGCUGGCCCCGCACAACAGCCACCUCGUCGAUUCUGUCAUUGUCACCAUCGCCCCGACGUGGCUGGGUCGCGGCGGCGUGGUCGUGUCGCCCGACCGGGUCUACGAUUCUAACCAUCAAGCAACGGCUGCGGCACGGCUCUCGGAUGUCAAAUGGCAGCCGCUGGGCGACGACGUUGUAUUGUGUGGCAGGCUACUCAGCUGA